CGUUUAUGAACAGCGGAAGUUUGGAUUUCUUGGAUAGCUGGGCCGGUUUGGCGAGAGAAUAUACUAUAUUUACAGUGUCUAUUUGGAGGACGCUUGUCUUGGGAGACUUUUGUUGCUGGGCUUUGUCUCAAUUGUGAAGAGUUCUUUCUUCCCUGAAAAUGGAGGAAGGUCGUCCCAGAAAGUUGGUCAAGCUCGACCACGACGACUCGCAACAACCGCCACUACCACAACAGGACACAACGAUGGCGGAGUCGGCUCCUGUGCCGGAACCCUCAACUGCGCCAGUCGAAACCCGCGAUAACGAUGAUGAUACCACCACCACAACAACAGCGAACAAUGGCGCCCCAAGCGACCCGACCGACGAGACGGCCCCGAUGUCCAAGCGCGCCAUGAAGCGCCAGCGUCGCCGGGAACAGUGGGAGGAAGGGCGCGAACAGCGCAAGGUCAAGCGGAAGGAGCGCAUCCAGGCCCGCAAGGAGCGCCGGCGGGCGGAGCUCCAGGUCGCAAAGGACGAGGGCCGCGAGGCGGAGUUCCGCAAGGAGCACGAGCGCACCCCCGCGCGGUUCCGGAAGGGCACCCUGCUGCCCCUGACGCUGAUCCUCGACUGCGGGUUCGACGAGCUGAUGAUCGAGAAGGAGCGCAUCUCGCUGGGCUCGCAGCUGACCCGGUCGUACUCGGACAACAGCCGCGCGCCGUUCCGGUCGCACCUGGUGGUCUCCUCCUUCAACAAGCUGCUGAAGCAGCGGUUCGACACCGUGCUGGCCAAGACGUACGAAAACUGGAAGGGAAUCCGCUUCCUGGAGGAGGACUUCGUCGAGGCCGCGGAGAAGGCCAAGGAGUGGAUGGUCGUGCCGGACGGCGGCCGGUUCGAGGGCGUCUUUGCGGACAAGGCCGACACAAAACCCGAGGACGGCGAGAUUGUCUACUUGAGCAGCGACAGUCCGCAUACCUUGACGGAGCUGAAGCCGUUCAGUACCUACAUCAUCGGCGGACUGGUGGAUAAGAACCGCCACAAGGGGAUUUGCUACAAACAGGCCGUCGAGCGGGGGAUCAAGACGGCCAAGCUGCCGAUCGGCGAAUACAUCCAGAUGGCCUCCCGUCAGGUCUUGGCUACGAACCAUGUGGUGGAGAUCAUGCUGAAGUGGUUGGAGGUGGGCGACUGGGGCAAGGCUUUUAUGGAGGUCAUCCCCCAGCGCAAAGGCGGCACUUUGAAAGAGUCAGUCAGUGAGUCGGGGGAGCCGCAGGAUGGAGAAGAUGAGGCAGAGGAGGAAGAAGAAGAAGAAGAAGAGGGGGAGAAAGAUGCCGAAGAAGAGGCUGAGGCCAUUCAGGAAGCAAAUGCUGUUGCACAAGAGCAGGAGCAGGAGGAACAAAACGAUGCAGUAGAAGCCAAAGAGGGCAAUUAAAUUGGAGCUAGAACCAU
This is a messenger RNA of Aspergillus aculeatinus CBS 121060, 1420 nucleotides long. It is a transcript of the gene trm10, whose product is annotated as tRNA (guanine(9)-N(1))-methyltransferase. Bases 159 to 1403 code for a protein of 414 amino acids. The transcript has a single exon. Gene Ontology annotation, biological process: tRNA N1-guanine methylation. The record is from RefSeq and is a predicted model, not a curated record. Lineage: Eukaryota; Fungi; Ascomycota; Eurotiomycetes; Eurotiales; Aspergillaceae. Gene Ontology annotation, molecular function: tRNA binding. Gene Ontology annotation, cellular component: nucleus.